Messenger RNA from Homarus americanus (American lobster), 2965 nucleotides. RefSeq names its product SET and MYND domain-containing protein 4-like. The record is from RefSeq and is a predicted model, not a curated record. Gene Ontology annotation, molecular function: protein binding. Lineage: Eukaryota; Metazoa; Arthropoda; Malacostraca; Decapoda; Nephropidae. The transcript has 16 exons. The coding region runs from base 677 to 2935 and encodes 752 amino acids.
UGCCACCAUAAUGAUAACAUUAAUUGAAACUUUUAUAAUUGCCUUACCAUAUAAAUUUUUAAUUAGUUUGACAUGUACAGUAUACGACAUGCUGUAUAAUAGACUGUAGGUACAGGGUGACUUAACAGUUUAGCCUGUAUAUAGACAACGCAGGUAUAUAGUAUAAGAUGUAGGGAUAAGUUGUUGUCCAUGAGCCAUACAGGUAAAGUUUACAAUUAACACUAUUGGGCAUCUUAUUUACAUAACACAGGAAGAGCAAUGGUCCUAGGAAAGGAUAUUCCCCUGUGGGACUCCACAGGCUAUUGGCAUGGGUGUUGACUCGAAGUUAUUAGCAACAACAAUUUGUUUCUUGUUACUAAGAAACCAGCUGACAGGCCCAAUGCCAAGAGCGUGCAGUUUUACACGUACAGUAUAUCGUGAACAAAUGUCCGGAUGAUUUUUUUUCGGGGGGAGGGGUGGGGAGUGUACUGUAGUGUGUCCCGUCAAGACAGUCUUUGGUCCCGUCCAGCAAGUGGCAAGGUGGCAACUCCCCGGUGUUGUGGCCCUCACCAGCUGGCUGUGGUGGUGGCUCACUCACCUGCGUCUGUAGAUGGCACUGAGACCGUGAAGUUAAAUAAUUUCUGACCCUGUAUAAGUAUUUCAGUGUUAUAUUUUGUACCGUGAACAAGAUUUAAAUAUGUAUAAUUGCCAACCACUAUUGGAUCGAUUGACACAUGUUCUCGUUAAGACAGGAGCUAUUGAAGAGUUUUCCAUGAAAGAAACUCCAUUGGAGAAAAUUAAAUUUUGUCUUGAAAAAGAAGUGAUAUAUGAUACAGACAUCAAAAUCAAUUUAAGAACUGAAAUUCAGGAUCUCUUAAAUGCCCUUUAUGAAAAGUGUGGCGAUCAUGGCAAGUCACAGGACUUCGCCUUACAAGCAAAGAAUAAAGGUUCAAAGGCAUAUCUUAAAAAGAAGGAUGCAGAGGCACUCAACAACUUUACUGAGUGCCUUUCCUUGGCACCAACAGAAUCCACAAUCCUGCCUUUGGCAUAUGCCAAUCGUUCUGCUGUACUUUUCCAGAUGGGUAGAUAUGAGGAAGCUCUCCAAGACAUGAAUCGAGCAGAGGAAAAUGGAUAUCCUGCAGCUCUCCAACACAAGUUGCUGACUCGCCGCUGUCACUGCUAUUUAAUUCUGGGAAAAGAAGAUGAGGCGAAAGCAAGUUUUGAUAUUUGCAAGAAACAUUCUCGAGUUAUUCCUCCUGAAUCUAAAGAAAAAUAUGAAAAGGCAGUGGCAGACCUUGAGCAGAAAAUGAUGGAUAAUACACUGAUUAGGAAGGUGACCAAUUGUCAAGAUGUUUUACAUGAUCCCUCCAUUAUUAAAGGAGAGAGCUCUGUUGUCAAGUAUAUGACUUCUGCUUUUGAAUUGAGGGUGAAUGACAAGUAUGGUCGUCAUAUAGUUGCCAGUGAUGAUGUGAGCAAGGGCUCAGUAGUUUUUAUGGAGAAGCCAUAUGCUGCCAUCCUUUUGCCAGAAUAUCACAACUCGCACUGUCAUACUUGUUUCACGCCAGCAACCAACCCUGUACCAUGCAAGGAUUGUCGGGAUGUAAUAUUCUGCAAGGAAGAAUGCCGAGACCUUGGACAAAAGUGGCACCAAUAUGAAUGUGGUAUUCUGCAUAUUCUUUCAUCCGUGGGGAUUGCCCACCUUGCUGUCAGGGUAAUACUUGUUUCAGGAUGGAAACUUUGUUCUGAUAUCAGGGACGAGGUAAUAGAGGGGAGAGUAGCAGGAGUUGGAAAAAAUGGUGUUUACAAUGGGACAGAUUGGGCUGAAGGAUAUAGAGCAGUGUACCACCUCAUGCCCCAUUUUAACAAAUGUCUUCCAGAGGACCAACUUCAGUACUGUCUAGCAGCGAUUCUUCUGACAAAUGCAGUUUAUGACAAGACAGAUUUUCGAAAACAUAGUGAGGAUGUAAUGAAGAAUGACCGCCUUGAAAUAGCUGAGUUUGCUUCUGCAAUAAUGAGGCAUAUUGCCCAGCUUGUGUCCAAUGCCCAUGCAGUGACACAGAUUAUGGCAUCUAGUUGUGGAGAGAAAAGUAAGGUGGAACAAGUGACACAGAAGAGAGUUGCAUCUGCUAUCUAUCCCACAGCCAGUCUCAUGAAUCACUCUUGUAAACCAAAUAUUAUUAACAGUUUCCACAAGAAUAUGCUGAUAAUACGGACAGUAGAAGAUGUUAAACCGGGUGACCAGAUACACAACUGCUAUGGUCCACACUACUGCCGACAGACUCGCGGAGAGAGACAAGAAUCCCUAAAACGGCAGUAUUUUUUUACUUGCAAAUGUGCACCGUGUACUCAGCCUGAGUAUUUACAGAAAGAGGCAAGUUGGAGUGGAUUUCAUUGUGAGAAUUGUCAAGGUAUAUUAUCCUGGAUGGGUGACAAUGAUGAUGCAACCGGUGGUGACUUAGUAGACAGUGGAGGUGUUCUUCUGUGUCUUCAGUGUCACAAACUGCAAAAACCAUCAACAUGCCUGAUACAUACUUGCAACAAGGUCACCUCUCUUCAUGAAGCUGGUGAGGAAGCAUUGCAGAAAGGUGACCCCCAAGGUGCUGUUGACCUUCUCAGGAAAGCUGUAUCACUAGGCUGUAAAGUAUACCUUCCGGAAAAUCAAUAUUACAUUUCAAUUCGAGAUACUCUUGCACGAGCUUUAAGUGAUAUAGGAGACUUUGAGAGCUGCUGCCUGGAGCUGAGGGAAUGUCUCCGGGUGACAAAAUUGCGAUAUGGGUCCGAGAGUAUCGAGUUAGCACAUGAGCUACUCAAGUUCUCAGACGUAUUAACACUGGCUUCCGUCUCUAACGAUAAAUUCCAAGAUGAAAUUACAGAAGUGACGAGGAGAAUAGAUGAAAUUUUCACGCUAAAUUAUGGAUCUCAGUGGAAGACAUAUCUUCGAACAAGUUGUGAAUAGAAUUUCAAUAAACAUUUCCAGUCUACCAAA